AUGUUGGAGAGUCUGAAAUUACCUAAAUCGGACAAGCGUCGCCAACAGAGCCGAAACAGCCGACUGCCGAUCAACAUCGCGGCCGGCACAGGAUGUGCUCUGAGUCUACCGCAGUCGGCCUUGAAGAUUCUUGGCGACCUGUCGAUGCCGAUACUGGGCAACGGCAGUUCGGAUAAUGUCUCUGCCAAGGUCGUGCGCCGAUGCACUGCCAACGAUUCUCCAGUCUCCCAAUUUGCAGGACUGGCGACGACGGCGGCAGCGAGCAGCGGACACUACAGACUACAAAAGUAG
Molecule: messenger RNA, 291 nt
Organism: Sporothrix schenckii 1099-18
Lineage: Eukaryota; Fungi; Ascomycota; Sordariomycetes; Ophiostomatales; Ophiostomataceae
Exons: 2
Coding region: 1-291 (96 amino acids)
Source: RefSeq, a predicted model, not a curated record